Messenger RNA from Tympanuchus pallidicinctus (lesser prairie-chicken), 1927 nucleotides. RefSeq names its product B-cell differentiation antigen CD72-like. Bases 97 to 1041 code for a protein of 314 amino acids. Gene Ontology annotation, cellular component: plasma membrane. The transcript is spliced from 7 exons. The record is from RefSeq and is a predicted model, not a curated record. Gene Ontology annotation, molecular function: transmembrane signaling receptor activity. Lineage: Eukaryota; Metazoa; Chordata; Aves; Galliformes; Phasianidae.
UGUCAGCUUUCUGCAAACACCACCUCACUUCUACUUUGCACCCUGCAACAGGUGGCUGCAGCAGGGACAGCACAGAACAGAGCCACCAGCAGCCCCAUGGCCCAGAGCGUGCUCUACGCCGACCUGAGAUUCGCCAAGGGGCCAGGGGGCCACGGCACAACCAGCCAGGCGCUGGAGGCAGCCAGCGUGGACGACACAGACAGCCCCUAUGAGAACGUUGUUCCGGGAUCAGCACCUGUGGAGACAGCAGGGGAAGGGACCCAGCACAGCCCAGGGCACUGGUCCCGGCGGUGCUGUGUCCCUGCGGGGCUUCUGGCAGUCAGCCUGAUGCUCUUGGUGGCCCUGGUGACCCUGGGGACCUGCUACUGGCAGGUGAACCACCAGCUGCAGAACGUAUCCAGGGAGCAGGCCACUGAGCGCGGCCACUUCUCACAGGAGGCACAGGUGUGGAAGCAGAGCCUGAGGCAGACACAGCAGGAGCUGGCAUGGGUGCAAGAGGAGCUGCAGCAAGCAUGGCAGGCGGCCCACCGCAGUCAGCAGGAGCUGGCCAGGCAGGAUGUCGAGCUGGUGCGUGUCUCAGGGGCCCUGAAUGCAACCCAGAGGGAGCUACAGGACGUGCAGGGGAAGCUCAGUGCCGUCGAGCAAGCAGCGAGCAGCCUGCGUGUCUGCCUGAAUGCAGACUGCUGCCCCUCGGGCUGGCUGCUCUACCGUGGCAAGUGUCUCUUCAUCUCGGCGGUGAAGAAGAGCUGGUGGGAAAGCCAUAGGGAUUGUGUGAAGAAGUCUUCCCAUCUGCUGAUCCAAGAUGAAUGGGAGUCGUGGAUGCUGCCGAAUUUUCUCCAAGCAAACAGUGCCAUGUACUGGAUCAAGAAAGAAGGGUUUUACAGUGCAAAGAGGUAUGAUUACAGUGAAGACUGUGCACUGUUAGUAGCCGGGAAAAUGCAGAGCUUAUCAUGCUGGAGGCUUUACCCAUGGAUCUGUGAGCAGCCCCCAAAGCUGAGCAGCGUGACUGAGAGCCUCACUCCUCUCCUGACCGAGGACUGACCCUGCUGCCAGCCCCUCCAUAUUACAGGCCUGGGGGACAGCAGCGGGGCUGCCCAUAGAAAUAUCCCAGUGCUGUGUAUGCAUUCUUUCCAACAUGUGGCAAAGCAUGGAGAAAAUGUUCUGGAGAACUGCCUGUAUUUUAAAGCAAGGCUUAUGAAAAAUACACCUCAUUCCCCUCUCUCACAUGCAUGCGGACACUUUUACCAACGUUUUCCUGCUCCUUGAUCUGCACACAUGUCCCCUUGUCCCAUAGCCAGUCUUUCAUGGUGAUAUCAUAUUGGAUUUGUGGGGUAUUCAGGUUGGAUACAGGAAAAAAUUUCUUCUCCACAAGAAUUGUGAUGCACCUGCACAGGCUGCCCAGGAAGCUGGUGGAUUCACGGUCCCUGUGGGCAGCCAAGAACCAUGGAGAUGUGGCAAUGAGGAACAUGGUCAGUGGGGGUGGUUUGGGGUGAAGUGAAGGCAGACAGGUUAGGAACACCAAUGGGGCCAUCAUAGCCAUCUUCAAAAUGUGUAAGAGGUGAUUUAUUGACUGCCUUGCAGAGGUUGUGAGCAGAGCUCAGUAUGGCAUGGCUGAGAGCCGUGACCAGAGGGCAGAGCACUGCGAGCAUGUCAUCAAGAUCCAGGAAUGAAAUCACCAACCCAAGAGACAGGUUGAAAAGCCAACUACACGUGUUCUGUGUUAAUAUGGGGUUCUUUCAAGGAUGUCUUUGGUGGUAUUGAGGUACCACAGGAAAGUGUUACCCAGAAAGUCACGUGUUACAUAAGCCAGGUCCAUAUAUGGCCAGGAACUUAUUUACGAAGAAGGUGGCUGCUGACUGAGUUUCUAAUCAGCAUUUUUACCUUGUUAGGGCACCAAUCAACUCUAGCAGGGUACGGUGUAUCUCCU